AUGUUCUUUUCAUUCGCUCAAUUCAUUCUAUACGCGUUCGUUUCAUUCCCAAAAGAGCUAAUCCCUUGUUUCUUCGUCUUCUUCGAUCGUCUUCGUCUUCUUCGAAAAUGUUAUUUCCCUACAUACAACUACUGGAAACCAUACAUACAAUCUUUGUAUUUAGCUAAUCCCUUAACGGAUUUACCAUCUUCCAAAACCAGUUUUCCGGAGAAUACGACAUACCCUAACAAAUCAGACUUCUCAUCUCCAGCAGCAGCAGCUCCUAUGUCAAUCCUAUGCUCAAAAUUCUUAGCUGCAGCAUCCUGAUCACCGGAUUGGCGAAUGACAUCGGUGGUGGGCUUCUUGGAAGCCUUGACUUUGCCUCGUUUUUCGGGGAAGACGAUAGGGGAGGAAUGUUCACCAGCAGUUGAUAUCUGAGAACACAAUCCCAAACGUCUGAAAGAUUGUUGAGGUGAAGAGAGUCUAAGUGCGUCAGCAGCUGAUGCAGCGGCGGCCUUAGUGGUGUUACUACUACCAGUUGAAUUACGGGAAAAACUCCCAGUCUUGAGCAUAUCUCUCAUAAUAAAAAAGUUAGAAACAUGACGCACGCAGGAAGAGAAAAUAAGGUUGGGAAUUAGGGUUUGAAGAUUAUGAAAUUGGCAGUGUGGAGCUCACUCAGAUCCCAAAUCCCAAAAUCCCUAAAUCCCAAAUCACAGCAAACACAUAAAAUUCUUCUCUUUGAAACCCUAAAUCCCUAAAUCGUCUUCUUCGAUAUCUUCAAAACCCCAAACUGUAUUCCUUCUCCCACCCUCCGCCGCCGCCGCCGUCGCCGUCAGUCAGUUUGUUUCAAUUGAGCUUCCAUUAAUAUUCAAAAGUUGGGUGACAUUUUAAUGGAGUACUAGUAAUAGUAUUACGAUCAAGGUUUUAAAUUGCUACCGCAUCUGUAAUUGUUGCCGUGCAUAGUAUUGCUAAUGCUAUAAGUUUUGGAACUGCAUCGCACCGCAAUUACAAUGUGAUUUUAAUUCACGUGUACGGCUGCAUUGUGAGCACGUCAGAAGCUGCAUCCUACGUUUUUAUGAAACUUAAAUUCUAAUUUCCAUUGAAUCUAAUGAAAAAGAAGGUUUUUUGUUCUUGAUAGCCGGGGUAUGCUUUAUUACUACCGCAAACAAUGCAGCAAACCAUCUGUAAGUCUAUUGUGAACAAUAAGUUCGUUUAUGAAGGACUUAAGCAACCAUACUUCUUUGUAACAAAUUUCACCUUAUAUUAUCGUGGCUAUUCAUCAUUUGUAGGGGUCUAGUAGUCAACAUUCUGGUCAGAGGAAUAGUUCAGAGCUUGGUUCUGGACUUCUGAGUCGAUGGCUGUCUUCUCAUAAUCAUCAUCAUGGUGGAGUACAUGAUGAGAAAUCCGUUGCUCAUCACACUGUGAACCUGCUUACAUCAACAAUUAAAGUUGAUGCUGACCAAUCAGAUUUGAGGUUUUGCUUCCGGAUCAUUUCACCGACAAUUAAUAACUUUUUGCAUAAUGUUUUAUCCAUAUAAAGAUGGUGAUUAAGCUUUAUAUUUUCACUCCUUAAUUAAUUCUGCUUGUUAGUGCAGGCAGAGAGUGCACUGGACCAAAUGGACUGGAUUGAAAAAAUCACAGGUGUUAUUGCCUCUUUGCUGAGUUCUCAGAUUCCUGAAAGGUUGUUACCGGCAAGUCCAAUGGGAAGCGGUCAUCAUAGGUCUACCAGUGAGAGUAGUUCUUUUGAAAGUUCAGAUUUUGUUCACUAUGCUGUUGAAGAAAGUGCAGCUGAUAGAAGUUUUGCGUCUGCACAUCUGGAGCGCGCCUCUAGAAGUAUGAACCAACAACGGUCCUGUAAUAAAAGCGAGAAACCAAUUGAUGUGUUGCGAAAAGUUAUUGGCAAUGAUAAAUGUGCUGAUUGUGGGGCCCCUGAACCGGAUUGGGCAUCACUAAAUCUUGGCGUUCUUGUUUGCAUUGAAUGUUCUGGUGUUCAUCGAAACCUUGGUGUGCACAUAUCGAAGGUUCGCUCUCUUACAUUGGACGUUAAGGUUUGGGAACCUUCUGUGAUAACUUUAUUUCAGUCUCUUGGGAAUACUUUUGCCAACUCUGUCUGGGAGGAACUGUUGCAAUCAAGAAGUGCCUUUCAGGUUGAUCUUGUCCCUACAGGCUCAAGCAAGUCCGAUAAGUCACUGACGGGUUUCAUCACCAAACCUAGUCAAUAUGAUUCUCUAUCGGUGAAGGAAAAAUUCAUCCAGGCAAAGUAUGCGGAGAAGAUUUUUGUUCGCAAGCCAAAGGACAAUCAAUACCGACUGUUAGUGGCACAACAAAUCUGGGAGGCUGUUCGUGCUAACGACAAGAAAAAAUCUAAUUAAGGUUGUUCGAUGCAGAAUAACAUACUCUUUCUAGGAAUUGAAAUAUUAAUCCUUAGUCUGCAUAAUCUUUCAAUAUUGAAUAACAUACUUGUUAGGAAUUGACAAUGACUUGUGGAAAAUAAUAUUCGGAAUUAUGUCAAUUUUUUUGUGCGUUAUUAGCUACUAGUAAUUUCUAUGUUGUAUAAUUUCUGCGCCGGAAAAGUGUAGGCCAUAUA
Trifolium pratense (red clover) is the source of this 2566-nucleotide messenger RNA. RefSeq names its product ADP-ribosylation factor GTPase-activating protein AGD3-like. The record is from RefSeq and is a predicted model, not a curated record. Bases 1596 to 2351 code for a protein of 251 amino acids. Gene Ontology annotation, molecular function: GTPase activator activity. The transcript has 6 exons. NCBI's taxonomy places the organism in Eukaryota, Viridiplantae, Streptophyta, Magnoliopsida, Fabales, Fabaceae.